Phaeodactylum tricornutum CCAP 1055/1 is the source of this 1705-nucleotide messenger RNA. RefSeq lists its product with no specific name. The record is from RefSeq and is a predicted model, not a curated record. Gene Ontology annotation, biological process: translational termination. Gene Ontology annotation, molecular function: translation release factor activity. NCBI's taxonomy places the organism in Eukaryota, Bacillariophyta, Bacillariophyceae, Surirellales, Neidiaceae. The transcript has a single exon. The coding region runs from base 230 to 1705 and encodes 491 amino acids. Gene Ontology annotation, cellular component: mitochondrion.
CCGACCUAGGUGGAAGUCCUCGAGACAGGAAUAUUUUCUUACCAUUGAGCUUCCAAACAAUUUGGAAAGAGACCAGAGAAGGAGUUUAUAUUCGCUCCCCCCCACCGGUCGAGUCAUUUAAUUUUCGGGCUGCAGUCGUCGAGACCUCACAGGCUAUCUCGGCUGCAAUCACAGUAUCGACUUUAUUGAAGGAACACGCCGCAUAUUCUGCGGUUGUUUAGAUGCGGAAAUGAGGCAGGUUCGAUAUCGACUAUCGGUUAUACCGUGGACAAUGUUUUUGGCACGGUCAUGGAAACCAUAUAUGGUUCAGGCAUGGACAACAUUCGAUAGACAUCCAGGAAUUCAUUCUUUUCCAGGCAAUUUAUGGCUACACGGAGGCACCAACCGGCGUGCGCGGCGCUACUUGACGAUGCGGGUUGGAGAUGCAGAUCGAAGGAGAGAUGGAUCGCCUGGAUCCUUGGAGCCAAUGGCCAACCUUUAUCGAGAAUGGUCACUGGAACAGGAUCAGCUAUUGUGGGAAAAUCGGCAAGAGUCUACUGCUUCAAUAGCUUCCCUAUUGGGAAGAGGAUUGCGGGGAGUAGAAGCGCGGCUGUCAAAGCUGAAGGACGUCCGGAGUCCGGCGUAUGAACGUCUCUUUGCCGACAAAUGUAAAAAGCACAAAACUUGUCUACUUGAGGAUUCCCAAGCCAAGAUACCUGCAUCUGAGGUGCUCCGACGAGUGCAGUACGACCAUCUACUGUCGCCAUCAGACUUCUAUAUAUUGCAUUUCGAUCGCGUGGACGAUGCAAUUAUCGAGUCUCGAAUGGAUGCGCCAAACGAUUCAAUCUCAGGAACAGCUACGACUUUAGUAGAUGCUCUACCUGAGCACCGCAUUAUUGCCAUUAAGUUCCGCGAACAAGUCGUGUGGGACCGCGAAAAGCGUCUUGACCUCGUAUUUGGCAGUGGGGGGAUUGAGAAGGUGAUGAAAGAGUACGAAGUAUGGAAACGCCAAAGAGACGAUGCACAGGAAUGGAAUAGACAACAACAAGCCGAAGUUUCGGAGCGUAUUCGACGCUGCUUGGGACCCGAAAGCUUUGUAGCGCUAAAGGCCCUCUCUUCUUCUUUACAAAUUAAAAUAGCGGACCCAAAGGUGUCGAUCAAAAUUGAAGUGGAACGAUACGUGCACAAGGCGCUUAAUCUUUUCAAGACCGCCCGGGACAAGCCAUCAACAAGCUUAGACCCUGCUCUUAUUCCAUCAAGUGACUAUAAAGCUCUCGAUAUGUUGUCGGAGCUGGUUGCGCUUCUUCCAGAUUCCGAGCUCCGUCCCAUGAUUUUGACUGAGAUUGCGAUGGAGCUGACGGCGGCCGAAGGCAAAAAGGAGAAAGUUUAUACUGCGAGAGAACUUCCCGAGCUCAAUGAAGAUGAUUUGACGGAGACAUUUGUUCGUGGAUCUGGUCCGGGUGGCCAGAAGACUAACAAAACUUCCAACAAGGUGGCGCUUCUGCACGGACCGACUCAGCUGCGUGUGGAAUGCCAAGAUACUCGGUCUCUCCAACAAAACCGCAAGAUCGCAAGGAAGCGGCUGCGUGCCAAAUUAGACGAAUUUUUGAAUGGCAAUCAAAGCAAAAGUAAUCUAGAGAAGCAGAAGGCUGCCUCCAAAAAGUCCAAAACCAAGGCACGAAAUAGAGCUCGGCAACGAAAGCGCGAGGAGGCUGAUAAUGUUUAA